Molecule: messenger RNA, 1597 nt
Organism: Sitodiplosis mosellana (orange wheat blossom midge)
Lineage: Eukaryota; Metazoa; Arthropoda; Insecta; Diptera; Cecidomyiidae
Exons: 2
Cellular component (GO): nucleus
Molecular function (GO): DNA binding
Source: RefSeq, a predicted model, not a curated record
AUGCCGCCUAUGACACCGAUGCCGCGUUAUUAUGCCAAUAAAGGCUCAUCAAUCGAUUUUGACGCUCUUUUGGAAGGCAUCAAGGAUGUGAAAAUAAAUAAACAUUCAAUCCGUUCCGUGGCUGAUCGAAUGGGAAUCAGUCAUAAUACCUUGACGCGCUACGUCAAAAUUUUGGAUGAAGCGAAUUUGGAUGUUUCAAGUGUUGACGACAAAGUAUUGGUGGAAUUUCUCGCUGGCAAUGCUACACCGGGUAAAAAACCAAUAUUCACUGCGGCGCAAGAAAAGGCAUUGAUGAAUUACUUGAUUACUGCUAGCAAUGUUUAUUAUGGUUUGAGCAUUGCAGAGCUCAAAAGAUUGGCAUACCAAUUUGCCAAACUGAUCGAAGCUAAAUAUCCAGCGGCGUGGGAUGAAAAUAAACAAGCCAGCAGUGAUUGGUAUUAUGCAUUCAUGAAUCGCCACAAGAAUCUAUCGUUGCGUACACCUGAACAGACGAGUAUAAAUCGUGCAAAAUCAUUCAAUAAAGAAAACGUUGACGCAUUUUAUAAAAAUUUGAGCACGGUUAUGUCGGCCAACAAUUAUGAACCACAUCGAAUUUGGAACAUGGACGAAGCUGGGUUUCCAACUGUACCGCAUAAGACUGUUAAAACGGUAGCACAAAAAGGAAAAAAACGUGUUGGAACAGCAACAUCUGCUGAAAGAGGCACGAAUGUCUCUAUGGCUUUGUCGAUUAGCGCCAGUGGUCAAACAAUUCCAGCAUUCUAUCUCUUUCCGAGAAAGAAGAUGAGCGCAACAUACAUGACACAUGCAAGUAGUGAUGCAGUUGGUUUUGCGAACGGCAGCGGAUACAUGACAUCUGCAGAAUUCAACACGUACAUGGAUCAUUUCAUUAAGUUUUCUGGUGCUCAAAAAGGUUCGCCAACGCUCUUGCUGCUCGACAACCAUACUUCACAUUUGUCUGUCGAAGCAAUCGAUAAAGCCAUCAAGCAUGACAUUACAAUGUUGUCAUUUCCCCCACACUGCACUCAUCGCAUGCAGCCGUUGGAUGUUAGCGUUUUUGGUCCAAUGAAGAUCAUGUACACAAAAAAGUGUCAGGAAUGGAAGAAUUCGAAUGCAACGGUUGCCUUUGACCUACACCACGUCCCUCUUAUCGCUGAUCAAUGCUUGGACUUAUGCGCUACCCGAAAAAACAUCAAAAGUGCUUUUCAAACAACAGGCGUAUAUCCACUCAAUAGUAACACGUUCACCGAAGUGGAUUUUCUUGCUGCUAAAUUUAGUGGUGAAAGCCAAUCAUUCGAAGAGGAAGAAAACGAUGUAGAUGAAGAAGAUCGUCGUCGAAUUGUGGUUUUAUCUGCAGAAAAUGUCGGAGCACAUGAAGAAGUGUCAACUUCGGAAGCUUCGGAAGUGGCAAGUACAUCGGGAACCACAUCCAUGGGCACCAUAUCUGCUGCAGAUCUUCGUGACGCAUUAAACGCAGUUGGACCAGUUAAGAAAGGUACACCAGCUAAAAAAUCAAAUCGGGGCCCAAAACCAAUGACGACAGCCAUUUUAACAUCGCCUGAAGUUGUUGAAAAAUUACAAAAGAAAGCUGAUACCAAGC